UUCGAGAGAGAUUGCGCGAGCCCCCAGUCAAGGGAUCCUCUCCCCGAAGAGAGAAAGGGAGAGACAGCGCGCCUGAAAGAUAUCGGCUUCCUUGACGAAGCGCAGUGUCGAUCCUGAGGUUUCUGAUGGAAAACGGGGCGGGUGCUGCGAAAGAUGAGUGCCGGCCGGGGCAGAUGGGGCUGGAGAUGGCGGCGGAAAAUGGGGAUUCGCAGCGGGAAUUAGCGGGCGGCGCUGAUGGCGGUCCUCCGAAAUCGGAGGAUGGAUCGAAGGAUUUGGGAGAAAAUGAGGUCUUUGAGGAGGCGAUGGAGGCCCCGCAGCACUUGGUUCAUGAUUCGCACGUUGGUAUGGUGAUUGAGCCUGAAGGGGUGGUUGAGCCGGCAGAUCUACGGGUGGGUGAAAAGAAUCUCGAAGUAGAAAUGGUUGGUUCUGAGGGAUACAUUGAUUCAACAGAUGCUGCAGGACACGAUCAGAGACCCGACGAGCAAGAAAUGGUCGGUCUUGUAAAGCUCGAUGGGGCUCCUGGUGUUGAAGGUAAUGGUCAGGAAGAUUCAGUUUCUUUUGACAAGCUUGAUGCGUCGACUGGUAGCCAGCAUACUGAUCAGAGUUCUGAAGAACAGGUGGCUGUUGAAUCCGAGGAAGGGAUGCCAGCUUGUGAUGAGUCAGAUGGUGAACUUGGAAAAGGGGAAGAUGAAAAAGAGUUCAUGCUUGGCAAAUUAAAUUCUGUGGUUCCAGAUAGUAAGGAUGGCAAAGGGAUGGAUGAAGUUACAAAUGGAUCUUCUGAGAUUGUGAAUGACAGGGAAAUUUCUGUCGGUGACGGCAACACGGAAUUGGUUGGUAAGAAAUCUGAGAUUGAGGAGCCUGAGAUGGUGAGAUUAGAUGGGCUGGCUGAUCUUCUUGAUGAAGGUUCUGAAAAUGGACAGUCCCUUGAAGUGACUUCUGAUGAGUGUGGGGCAGAUAAUGAUGCGGAAUCACAUCAGGUUUCGACACAACAGAUGAAGGAUAUAUCAGCUCAGUCAUUAGCUGUUUCUGAAGAGCCGUCAAAAGUUCCCCAGCUGAAAGAUAACAGUGCAGAAGAUAACUAUGGUUUUGCAACUAAUGGACAUGCUGCUGUGCAAAAAGAAGGUGGUAGCUUUGCAACUAAUGGACAUGCUACCAUGGAAAAACAAGAUGGAUCAUCCUGCUCUCAUGUUACUAGUGCAGCUAAUGAUUCUUAUGUAAAAGACGAUAAGGCUGUCAUGCAUGAAACUACCAAGAAACUUCAAAAGGAAUCUGUUGAAAAUCUAGGCCAUUUGAGUUCUACAAGUAGUGACAACAAGAGAAGUUCUAGCCCAUCCGCAUUGCCUUCAACUUUGAAUCAUGAGAACUCGGGAGGCCCUGGCUUGUCAUCUCGUCCUGCUGGCCUUGGCUCCUCUGCUCCUUUACUGGAGCCUUCUGUCCGUUCUCUUCAGCAACCUAGGACUAAUGGCUCUGCUCCACGGAGGGUCUCUCAACCAUCUGAAGAGCCACCAAAUGAUGAUGGAGAGGAGAAUGAUGAGACACGCGAGAAGCUUCAGAUGAUUCGGGUUAAGUUUCUUCGUUUGGCUCAUAGGCUUGGGCAAACACCUCAUAAUGUAGUAGUUGCCCAGGUUCUAUACAGGCUAGGUCUGGCUGAACAGCUUAAGAGAAACACAAACCGGCCAGGUGUAUUCAGCUUUGAUCGGGCUAGUGUUGUGGCAGAACAACUUGAGGCUGCUGGCCAGGAGACUCUGGACUUCUCUUGUACAAUAAUGGUCAUUGGAAAAACAGGGGUUGGCAAGAGUGCUACCAUCAAUUCAAUAUUUGAUGAAGUUAAGUUGCCAACGGAUGCCUUCCAGGUGGGGACAAAGAAGGUCCAGGAAGUAGUGGGCAUGGUUCAGGGGAUCAAGGUUAGGGUUAUUGACACUCCUGGUCUCUUCUCUUCCUCUUUGGAUCAGAAUCGAAACGAGAAAACACUUCAUUCUGUCAAGAGGUUUAUCAAUAAGACUCCUCCAGAUAUUGUUCUUUACUUUGAUCGGUUGGACAUGCAGAGUAGGGAUUAUGGGGAUGCUCCACUUCUGCGGACCAUCACUGACAUAUUUGGAGCAUCCAUUUGGUUUAAUGCAAUUGUUGUUCUAACACAUGCUGCUUCUGCUCCUCCAGAUGGCCCAAAUGGUAGUCCGUUGACUUAUGAGAUGUUUGUGACUCAGAGGUCUCAUGUGGUUCAGCAAGCAAUCCGACAAGCUGCCGGGGAUGUACGGCUCAUGAACCCAGUUUCCUUGGUCGAGAAUCACUCUGCUUGUAGGAUGAAUAGGGCUGGCCAGAGAGUACUACCAAAUGGCCAGGUUUGGAAACCACAGUUGCUGUUACUGUCAUUUGCUUCCAAAAUUUUGGCAGAGGCUAACAUGCUCCUGAAGUUGCAGGAUGGCCCUCCCGGUAGGACAUUUGGUUCUCGUCCGAGAGUUCCUCCAUUACCCUUUCUUUUGUCUUCUCUUCUACAGUCAAGACCCCCGCCUAAAUUGCCAGAAGAACAACUUGGUGAUGAUGACAACUUGGAUGAGGAUUUGGGUGAGAUAUCUGAUUCCGAUGAGGGCUCAGAUUAUGAUGAGUUGCCACCUUUUAAGCCUCUCACUAAGUCCCAAGUGGCAAAGCUGAGCAAAGCACAGAAGAAGGCAUAUUUUGAGGAACUAGAUUAUAGAGAAAGGCUCUUCUAUAAGAAACAGUUGAAAGAGGAGAAGAGGCGCCGGAAACUCAUGAAGAAAAUGGCAGAUAUGGCUACGGAUAUACCAAAUGAGCACACCAAUGGGGAUGUUGAAGAAGAAGCCAGUGGCCCUGCAUCUGUGCCAGUACCUAUGCCAGAUUUUGUGCUUCCCAAUUCUUUUGAUUCGGAUAAUCCUACUCACCGUUAUAGAUUUCUGGAUUCUUCCAGCCAAUGGCUUGUCAGGCCUGUGCUAGAUUCCCAGGGCUGGGAUCAUGAUAUUGGUUACGAAGGUUUGAAUGUGGAAAGAGUAUUUGUUAUCAAAGAUAAAAUGCCACUAUCAGUUUCUGGCCAGCUUACAAAGGAUAAGAAGGAGUGCUCUCUCCAAAUGGAGGUGGCAAGUUCAAUCAAGCAUAGUGAAUCAAAAUCCACUUCUUUAUGUCUGGAUAUGCAGACUGUUGGGAAGGAUGUUGCGUACACAUUACGUGGUGACACAAGGUUUAAAAAUUUCAGGCGGAACAAUACAGCUGCAGGAGUUUCAGUAACCGUCCUUGGGGAUUCAUUGUCAGCUGGCCUGAAGUUUGAAGAUAAGUUGAUGAUUAGCCAAAGACUUAGAGUACUCAUGAGUGGAGGUGCAAUGACAGGUAGAGGCGAUGUAGCUUAUGGGGGCCGUCUCGAGGCAACUUUAAGGGACAAAGAUUAUCCUAUAAGACAGGCUCUGUCCACUCUUCAACUGUCUAUUAUGGAUUGGCAUGGAGACCUCACACUUGGUUGCAAUGUUCAAUCUCAACUCCCCUUGGACAGAGGAACUAAUCUAAUUGGUCAUGCGAACUUGAGCAACAAAGGAACUGGUCAAAUUGGUAUUCGUUUGAAUAGCUCAGAACAUUUUCAAAUAGUUUUGCUUGCCCUUUUUCCCAUAAUAAGGAAUGUCCAGAAGAUAUUAUUUAGUUCUUCUCAGUCUAUGUAAGCUGUUGUCUAGGAUGGGUAACACGAUGAGUUGCUCAAGACUUGAAAGUGACUUUCGUCUUUACUUGUACUGCAAGUGAACUUGGUUUUCGAGUGGUAUUUCUCUUUUUUCCUUGGAUUUUGCUUUAUGCCUGAAAUAGAAUGAAUAUCCUACUAGAUAUCCUAGUAGUUUCGCUGUAUUA
Molecule: messenger RNA, 3840 nt
Organism: Musa acuminata subsp. malaccensis (wild Malaysian banana)
Lineage: Eukaryota; Viridiplantae; Streptophyta; Magnoliopsida; Zingiberales; Musaceae
Product: translocase of chloroplast 101, chloroplastic
Biological process (GO): protein targeting to chloroplast
Cellular component (GO): chloroplast outer membrane
Molecular function (GO): GTPase activity; GTP binding
Source: RefSeq, a predicted model, not a curated record